Molecule: messenger RNA, 2241 nt
Organism: Hippocampus zosterae (dwarf seahorse)
Lineage: Eukaryota; Metazoa; Chordata; Actinopteri; Syngnathiformes; Syngnathidae
Gene: hs3st1
Product: heparan sulfate (glucosamine) 3-O-sulfotransferase 1
Exons: 2
Coding region: 299-1216 (305 amino acids)
Molecular function (GO): [heparan sulfate]-glucosamine 3-sulfotransferase activity
Source: RefSeq, a predicted model, not a curated record
GCAGAGGAGCAGUGAGGGUGCUGACACUCCGCCAGAGGAGGUUCUCUGUCCUGGACAAACUGUCUCCCUUUCCCCCACGAAGGGGACGCUCAGCUCGGCGUGAGUGAGUAAACGUGCGGAGCGUUUGCAAGGGAGAUGUCGCACAUCACGUCUUGUUCCCGUGGACUUGGGUAAACCCAAAAGAGAAGAGGCCCAGACUGUUUUUUGCUCUUCACUCCUCCCAUUGCCAGUUUUCAAUGUGGGAUCCAGUUUUGUCACUCUCGCCAGGCUGAAAUCCUCCAGGGUAAGGAUCUCAAUCAUGGCGGCCCUGCUCCUUGGGCUGCUGCUUUUGGCCAUGCAGUCCCCCAUCGUCCCUUCCUCCGGGCCCCUGACGCUCAGUGAGGGGUUGCCCGCUGCCCUUUUGUCAACCGACAAUGGCCCCGCGGACCACCCCAAUGGGACGUCGCAGCAGCUACCGCGGUUCAUCAUCAUCGGCGUAAGGAAAGGUGGCACGCGAGCGCUCAUCGAGAUGCUUAGCCUGCAUAGCUCCGUGGCAGCGGCCCAAAAUGAGGUGCACUUCUUCGACUGGGAAAGCCACUUCCAGAAGGGCUUACCUUGGUAUCGCAGCCAAAUGCCCUUCGCCUACCCCAAUCAGAUCACCGUGGAGAAAACGCCCGCGUACUUUACAUCCGCCAAAGUCCCCAAGCGGAUCCACCAGAUGAACCCGGAUGUCAAGCUGCUGCUCAUCCUCAGGGAUCCCGCGGAGCGCGUGCUGUCAGACUAUACGCAGGUCUUCUACAACCGUCUCCAGAAGCACAAACGCUACCAGCCCAUUGAGUCAGUGUUGGUGAAGGACGGUGAGGUCAACCUGGGCUACAAGGCACUCAAUCGCAGCCUGUACUACAUGCACAUGCAGAACUGGCUGCGGUACUUCCCGCUGGAGAGCAUCCACAUCGUGGACGGUGACCAGCUCAUCAGCGACCCCCUUCCCGAGAUGAAGAAGGUGGAGCGCUUCUUGAGACUGGAGCCGCAGAUCAACGCCUCCAACUUCUACUUUAACAAGACCAAGGGAUUCUAUUGUUUGCGGGAGGACGGGCGGGAGCGCUGCUUGCACGACUCCAAGGGCAGGGCGCACCCUCGUGUGCCCCCAGCCAUCCUGCAGAAACUCUACCAAUUCUUCCACCAGCCCAACCAGAACUUCUUUGAGCUGGUAGGCCGAACGUUCAACUGGAAGUGAAAGCCUUCUAUUUUUGUACCAACAGAGUAGAUGAACACAUCACUAUUUUUAUACAAUCUACACCACUUACAAAAAGUUAGGGAUCGUCAACUUUCGGGUCAAAUUUCAAGGUGAACCUAGAAUGUACUAUAUCAGUGUUCGGUUAUUGUUCAUGGGUCAGUUAUUGUGGCUUCAGUCUCUUGCGGGAUUUUCAUUUAUUGCAGGGGAUCAUGGAACAUACUGUAUGUAUGCCCAAAUUAAGUUAACCUUUUCGAAACUUUUUCAACUGUUCAGUUUCACUACUUUGUUGCAAAACUUGCUGUUCUCUAUCAAAAAGUUGAAUGGCAAAAUCCACAACGGGUAUUUGAUCCAUGAAUGGACCGACACAUUUCCUGGUUCAUUUUGAAUCCGUAUUUAAGACUCCUCUUCAUCUCUCUGUUCACAUUUUGAUGUCAUGAGUCUUCAACGACAAAACAAGUGUGCAACCAUUGCGAGGCUUUAGAGAGAAUGUUCUCAGAGGGAUGUGACCACUGAGUUGAGAUUAUCACAAUAUCAGAAGCAGAUUGCAACAGAGAUUGAGAUCAGCUGGGAAAGUCACAGAAAGGCUUAGAAGUCAUCGGCAUAGAAGUGGACGUCCUUAGAAUGUAUUAAGCUAUUUGUAAGAGCACAGUAAAUUGUGUCAUAAAGGUGUACAUUGAACAAUUGGACAACAUUGAGAAUAAUUAAGUUCACCCGUUUUGCAUUUUAGGUUCAUCCUUAAAUUUCAUCCAAAAGCUAAAAUAUCUCAAACUUUUUGCAUGUAGUAAAUAUACAUUGUUUACCAGCAGCCAUGUUCUUUUUAUCGUGCAUCAACAAAUGUAGCUUUUUAUUUUAUCUGUGGCUGUUUUAUGAAAAUUUAAUCCAUUUUUGAAUGAAUUUAUGUCAAAGACAGGCGACCCAAUAUGCUUGUUCGGUGAUCAUGACCGUGUACUGUCAGAGUCUGUUCUGGUGUGAAUUUAGUAAGAUUUCAAAUAAAAAAAUGCACACUGUAUUUAGUGAAGAGCUGA